Spea bombifrons (plains spadefoot toad) is the source of this 2038-nucleotide messenger RNA. It is a transcript of the gene LOXL1, whose product is annotated as lysyl oxidase like 1. The record is from RefSeq and is a predicted model, not a curated record. Lineage: Eukaryota; Metazoa; Chordata; Amphibia; Anura; Pelobatidae. The coding region runs from base 260 to 1873 and encodes 537 amino acids. Gene Ontology annotation, biological process: peptidyl-lysine oxidation. The transcript has 7 exons. Gene Ontology annotation, molecular function: protein-lysine 6-oxidase activity; copper ion binding.
UGAAAACUUAAAUACCGCCUGAUUGGGACCAGCAAAGCACAAAUCAUUUGGCACCUCUUUAUAAACAGGGAUCUGCGGAACAUCAUUUUUAUUAACCUGAGGAACAGCUUUCCUUGAUCCCGAUUGUCACCAUGUGUCCCCUUAUCAGCACUGUGAGUUGAGAUCCCCUCCCCAGCCUCCUCAACUGCUUAAGAAAUCCAACCUAUCUUUCCUAGCACUCUUUUACAUCCCAAUUUAGUUGGGGAAGAGGAAUAACAACAUGGCCCUCCUGGGACACAUUUGUUUGUGUCUGUCAGGACUUGUUUUGGUCCUAGGGCAGGAUGGGGCUGGCUGGGGACAGAUGAUCCAGUGGGAAGAGAGCGGGAGGCGAUACCGGUUGCUAAACUCAGGAUCUGAAUACCAGGCAGCAGGAGAAGGCGCUGGGGGAGCUCGAGUUGUGCUGGAUGGUAGUCGUGGGACAGGCUCUGACCGCCGCCGUCAGGCACCCACUUUGCCCCGUACCAGUUCCCAGACAGUGAGGGGUAGCACACGUCACCCUUUUGGCUUUGGGCAGGUGCCAGACAACUGGCGAAGUGGCGGAGAAACAACAGGUACAGGACGAUUUGUUCCUUCUGCAGGGACAGGUGGAGGAGGAAGAGUACGACAGUCAACAUCCCAGAACUCUGCUGGACAAUCAUUCCUUUCAAGGCAGCAACCCCCCUAUGUUCAGCAACCCCCGUAUGCACCCCAACCCCCUUAUGCACCACAACCCCCUUAUGCACCACAACCACCUUAUGCACCGCAGCCUGACUAUUACCCACAGGGGUAUGACGACACCUAUGGAUACCCAAGAGGCGGUGGUGGAUAUGUGGCACAGCCUUGGGGGGGUGGAUAUGAGGAAUCCUGGGAAGAACACGUGCCACCAUUUGGUCAGCCACCUUAUUUUGGUGCAUCACCCAACCUAGCCCCUCAGCAGCCACCACCAGCAAAUCCCAUAGUACCACAGGAUGGGCUUGACCGACGGUUUUCCCACAGUCUAUUCAGGGGGAGUGAAGGGUCUCCAGACAGCGAUCCAGUUCGUCCAGCAGUGGGAGCUGAUGGUGGAGAUGCGGGAUUUCUCCCUUUUGGAGGAGCUGGUGGAGGUGAAGGUAGCAACUAUGGUACACAGACCAGGUUGUCCAAUGCCCCAUCUACAGGCGGUGAAACCCAGGGGGCACAACAAAGCAGAGCCAGCGUGGGAAACGUUUUCAGAAACGGACAAAAUAAUAGAGGCCUUCCAGAUUUGGUGCCUGAUCCAAGUUAUGUCCAGGCCGCUACCUAUGUUCAGAGAGCUCAUCUCUACUCUCUACGGUGCGCAGCAGAAGAGCGCUGUCUGUCCAGCUCUGCAUAUGCAGAUGAUGCAUCAGAUUAUGAUGUGAGAGUGUUGCUUCGCUUCCCUCAGAGGGUGAAGAAUCAAGGAACUGCCGAUUUCUUACCAACUCGUCCACGCCAGGCUUGGGAGUGGCACAGCUGUCACCAGCAUUAUCACAGCAUGGAUGAAUUCAGUCACUAUGACCUGCUGGAUGCCACAACUGGUAGGAAGGUUGCAGAGGGGCAUAAGGCCAGCUUUUGCCUAGAGGACACAACCUGUGACUUUGGAAACCUUAAGAGAUAUGCAUGCACAUCACACACUCAGGGUCUAAGUCCUGGUUGUUAUGAUACAUACAAUGCGGAUAUUGACUGCCAGUGGAUUGAUAUCACAGAGGUGAAACCUGGGAACUACAUACUCAAGGUUGUGGUGAAUCCUAAAUACUUAGUGUUGGAAUCUGAUUUCACCAAUAAUGUGGUGCGAUGCAAUAUCCACUAUACCGGACGUUACGUGUCUGCCACAAACUGCCGCAUCUCACAGUUUUGAGCAAGACUAUUAUCAAUGGCAGAUAUGGGAAUUGUACACCGAAAAGACAUAGAGAUCCCCACCCCUCACCCCCAUCCUUAUUCAAUCUAAUUAGCUCACCAAAAUUCAUAUUAACACUUAUGUAAAAAAAUCCUCACUUUUUUCCCAAUAAAAUGAAUUUUACUA